AUGGGGAAUCGGAUCGAAAAGGAAUUAAGAGUAGUAGGGGGAGAAGAUAUUGUACGCUUUUACUCACAUAGUAUAUCAUACAAUAAAGGGAAAAUGCUAUUUGGUAUUCUAGUUGCGCUAUUUCUGAGCGUUGUGUCAGCACACAAUGUUCUAUUGCCUCCACAUGGCCGCAGAUGCUUUACCGAGAAGCUAGGGAAAGGCGAUGAGUUGUCUAUUACAUUCCAAUUUGGUGACAGAGAUCCAGAAUCCAGCCAUCAAUUGACUGGUGACUUCACAUUGACUGGUGUUGACAGUAACACUUUGCAUAAAACUCUCAGAGAUGUAUCGCACGGUGAUGUUGUCUUCAGUGCCCCUCACUCCGGGAACUUCGAAUAUUGUUUCUCCAAUGAGAACUCUAACAUCAAGACCAAGGACGUUACUUUCAACAUGCACGGUAUUGUUUACGUUGACUUAGAUGAUCCAAACGCCAACACCUUGGACAGUGCCGUUAGAAAAUUGGCCAAGCUAACCAAUGAAGUUAAGGACGAGCAAAGUUACAUUGUCAUUAGAGAGCGUACCCACAGAAACACCGCCGAAUCCACCAACGACCGUGUCAAGUGGUGGUCUAUCUUCCAAUUGGGACUUGUCGUUGCCAACUCUUUGUUUCAAAUCUACUACUUAAAGAGAUUCUUCGAAGUUACCUCUUUUGUUUAA
Nakaseomyces glabratus is the source of this 693-nucleotide messenger RNA. RefSeq names its product Emp24p (gene EMP24). Gene Ontology annotation, cellular component: endoplasmic reticulum; endoplasmic reticulum-Golgi intermediate compartment; COPII-coated ER to Golgi transport vesicle. Lineage: Eukaryota; Fungi; Ascomycota; Saccharomycetes; Saccharomycetales; Saccharomycetaceae. Gene Ontology annotation, biological process: protein retention in ER lumen; endoplasmic reticulum to Golgi vesicle-mediated transport; Golgi organization. The record is from RefSeq and is a predicted model, not a curated record.